Durio zibethinus is the source of this 2109-nucleotide messenger RNA. Its product is annotated as Regulator of chromosome condensation (RCC1) family protein. The record is from RefSeq and is a predicted model, not a curated record. Lineage: Eukaryota; Viridiplantae; Streptophyta; Magnoliopsida; Malvales; Malvaceae.
GAAAUUCCAAAUUUGUCCCUAACAUUUAAAGAUAACUACCACUCAAGAGCUCACACGUCUGUGAAGCACUUCUCAUUCCAUUCUUGCCAGCGCUGUUUAAUCGUCUUCCGCUUCUAGUAACUUCCUGAACUAAAAGCUAAAGCUUUAUACUCCCCGGAAACAAUGGAAGACGCCGCCGGAACAUUCUCCGGUUCCGGAAACUUGUCCCGCAAAGUGGUUGCAGUGGCCGCCGGUGAAGCUCAUACUCUUGCUCUCUCUGGGGAUGGGUACGUGUAUUCAUGGGGCAGAGGAAUGUUUGGGAGACUUGGGAACGGUUCAGAAUCCGACGAGCUUUUCCCGGUUCGGGUCAAGUUCCAGAACUCAGAGCUUAAGUUUAUAGAUGUCGCUGCUGGUUCUUAUCACAGUCUUGCUCUUGCAGAUGAUGGAUCAGUUUGGUCUUGGGGUUAUAACAUCUAUGGCCAACUUGGUCGAAAUGAUGAGAAUUCUUUGGCACCUCAGUUGUUGGAGCCGUUCCUUGAAUUGGGCUCCCCUGAUCAAUCAAAAGAUGAGUUAGACAUAGAGACACAAAGUAAAGCACCAUUGAAGAUUUGUGUAGUCAAAGCUGGAGGAAUGACUUCUCUGGCAAUUGAUAAUCUUGGCGCCCUUUGGAUGUGGGGCAAUUGUCCACAUGAGAACAGCAGUGGUGAUGGAGGCUUGACAUUUGUGAGUAGUUUUACUCCAAUUCCUGUUUGGCAUUUUCAUGGCCAUACUGUUGUUAAGGUCGCAUGUGGAAAUGAGCAUGUUGUAGCUCUAGUCAGUGCUGGAGAAACUUAUAAAGGUGAUGAUCUGGUAUGCUACUCUUGGGGUGUUAAUAACCAUGGCCAGUUAGGCCUUGGAGACAGAGAGAGCAGGGUCCAUCCUCAAAUCGUUGAAACAUUUAACCAGGACUCACAAUGGACAGUUUAUGAGGUUGCAUGUGGUGCCUUCCACACAGCUUUGCUUACUCACAAAAAUAGACCAAGUGACACACUUGAGAGUAUUUGUUGGACGUUUGGCCUUGGAGACAAGGGGCAACUUGGGCAUGGAACCACACAAAAUGCAUUGGUUCCUGAACCUGUGAAAGAGUUACCACAUCCCUUGUAUCUUGUUUCUCUUGACUGUGGCUUGUUUCACACUAGUGUUGUUUCUUCAGCUGGUGAUGUGUGGUCAUGGGGAAUGGAAAAGGGUCUAGGGUUAUGCCCGGAUGCUAGUUUUACAGGAACAGAUGCAGGAGAUGCCAUUUCUCCCCUACGGAUAACAGGUGAUGGAGUUCAUGGGCCUAAAUUUCAUGAUCCGGUUCAAGUUUCUUGUGGGGCUGCGCAUACUGUUCUUGUUGCACAUGAUGGAUAUAAGCUAUGGUCAUGGGGCAGGGGAAGGAGUGGAGUUCUUGGAAAUGGUAAAACAAUUGACUGUUUCACUCCCUCAGUUGUGUUAUGGCCUCCACUGAACGAGGAUUUCAAGCAAGACGAGCUGAACGGUACUGUUGGUGAGGAAAAUAAGAUUGUAGAUCAUAAGGGUUCUGAUGGAGUCGCAGAAAUGGAUAAAAAAUUAUCUUUGGCCAUGGAAGAAAUGAAGCUCCUCCAAUCAAAACUUUCCAUCAUGGAACGGUAUGCAAGCAUACUUCACGGUUCAAUUUUUGGUAAACCUUUUGAUGAGCAAGAUAUCCCAAUCUCAUUGCAGAACUCAGGUACUUUUGACAUUGCAAGGGAAUGGGAAAACAUGUUGGAGUCAGCAGACCGUAGCAAGCUUGUUAGACUGGAAUUGUUCUAUCGAAACAUGCUUGCCGGUGUUAAGGAUAAGAUCAUGAAGAAAAGGAUCCAGGAGAUAAUAAAGGAGUGUCUUCCUUCUUCAAUGCAAGGAACAUAGUGCUGGAAAUUGUAAUCAAGCUGCACGAAACAUAGCACAUUGAGCAUUUUGGUUCACAUGGAAAAUCUUACAGUCAACAAGUUGGUUAUAUUAAUAAGCUUCCUAUAUCCUAUUACAUGAACAAUACAGAUACAAUAAUGUAUGUAUGAACUUCUUUCAUUAAAUCUGUGUAUUAUUGUAAAUGACAUGAAAGUUGUUGAACUGCCUCUGUUUUUUUUUUUUUUU